AUGUUACUGUCUGCGGUCCUUGUAGCGCUCGCUAGCUAUGCAUAUCGAGACACCUUGCUUGCUCUGGCUUCUCCGAGUGCUAUCUUAGAUGCGUCUCAGGCUGCGGAUAUUGUAGAUACUGGGUAUGCUAGGUAUCUGGGCAAUCGCUCGUUCCCGAACACUGUUGCUUUUCUGGGUGUUCCGUAUGCGGAACCACCGUUGGGAGAACGACGGUUCCGCGCACCUCUUCCUUUGGACAAGGCUAGGAUAGCAAGGGAGGCUCGUGGAAAGGUGGUGGAUGUCACCAAGAACCCUGCCUUUUGUAUUCAGGGUACCACGGGAGGAUAUGUAUUUGGGAACCCUGUAAACUGGCCUUUCGACCAUUGGAUUAACCAAAGCCCAAACGUGGUUAUCGUCUCGGUGUACUACCGUUUGUCGUCAUUUGGAUUCCUUGCUUCUCCUGCAAUGCGCGAUCCUGCAGUUGGUGACCUGAACGCGGGAUUCCUGGACCAGAUACAAGCUCUCAAAUGGGUCAAAGAGAAUAUUGCCAGCUUCGGAGGAAACCCAGACAUGGUCACCAUCAAUGGUGAAAGUGCUGGGGGAAGCUCAACGGAGUUGCAUCUGGUCGCCAAUGAAGGCGAAAAACUUUUUAAUGCUGCUAUUGCACAGAGCGUGUACAGGACCCCUUUGCCUACCCCGGAACAGCAGGAGCCACUAUUCAAUUUCUAUGCCAACCACGCUGGAUGUGGCACAGGGUCAGCUGCCGAUCAGAUAGCAUGUCUACGGAAAGCCAGCGUUAGCGCGCUGGCUAUGGCCCAGGACGCGGCGGUUACUUCUGCCUUCACCGCGUCAGGAUACAACACUUUCCACCCCGUCAUUGAUGGAAAAACGCUCACGGACUUCCCUACUAAAUCGAUCUUAGCUGGAAACUUUGCCAAAGUGCCUUUAAUUGUUGGAGCAACUACCAAUGAAACUCUGUCGGGGGGCUCUAGUGUGUCAGGCGCUUUAAAGGGAUUCUUCCCUUCUAUCACAGACUCGGAUGUCAACGCGCUACUUGAUGCGUACCCACUCUCUGAAUUUUCUUCGUCUCUACAAUUCCAAACUAUCACAGGAGAUGCCGAGCUUAGAUGUGCUCGCUCCAUUCUAGGAACAGAAUUCGGGAAAGCCCAGAAAUCUUGGACAUACAGAUAUAACCAACCAACUCCGGGAGCCAACGCUGUAUUCCACGCAGCUGAGAACUUCAUGAUGUUCAAGGGCACUAGCACCGGCUUCAACGGAACCACCACCUUCAACGCGUUGACGCCAACUCAAAACGCAUUCGCGCAAGAGUUAAUUGCUUACUGGCUAUCCUUCGUCCGAACACACGAUCCAAAUACGUUUAAGCUAUCCCGUUCCCCGACAUGGCAGCCUUUUACGACCAAAAACUCGCGGAUUGUUCUUCAGGAAGGCCCAGGAGAUACAACUACUGUCAGCGGUAGCUUCUUGGAGACACAAGGAACGGAGGAGACGGAUCGGUGCAAUCUUAUCGCAAGCCAGGUGCUGUCCCAGCAAAAUUAA
Molecule: messenger RNA, 1536 nt
Organism: Psilocybe cubensis
Lineage: Eukaryota; Fungi; Basidiomycota; Agaricomycetes; Agaricales; Agrocybaceae
Exons: 8
Coding region: 1-1536 (511 amino acids)
Source: RefSeq, a predicted model, not a curated record